Messenger RNA from Phaeoacremonium minimum UCRPA7, 828 nucleotides. RefSeq names its product putative glutamyl-trna amidotransferase subunit a protein. The transcript has 2 exons. NCBI's taxonomy places the organism in Eukaryota, Fungi, Ascomycota, Sordariomycetes, Togniniales, Togniniaceae. The coding region runs from base 1 to 828 and encodes 275 amino acids. The record is from RefSeq and is a predicted model, not a curated record.
AUGUCUGCGAAACUCAUCCCUCAAAACCCGUCGGAUGUGAUGGUCAUCCGCAACAUCACGCCAAAUGUCGUCACCCUUUCAGUACCAUUUGCCAGAUUCGGCGUCAUCAAGGUUGGAGGCAGAGCCACAAUAGUAAAACUCACAUCAGGGGCUCUCGCCGUGUUCUCUCCGGUGGCUCUCACGCCCGAGGUCAAGGCCAAGCUCACCGAGCUGGGCGGCAACCUGCAGUACAUCAUCGCCCCGGACAUCGAGCACCACAUCUUCGUGUCCGACUGGGCCAGGGAGUUCCCCUCGGCCAAGAUCAUCGGGCCCGAGGGCCUGCCGGAGAAGCGGCUCAAGAUGACCGACGAGAAAGUCGGCAAGGAGAGCUUCACGCACGUCUUCGAGGCGGCGCACAAGCGCGACUUCACCAUCACGCCCGAGUUCGACGCCGACUUCGAGUACGAGUACGUCGACGCGCACGCCAACAAGGAGCUCGUCUUCUUCUACCGGCCCGACCGGGUGCUCAUCGAGGCCGAUCUCAUGUUCAACCUGCCCGCCAAGGAGCAGUACUCGCGCGUGCCCGGCGAGGACGCGGUCGAGAAGCCCGGCCUGGCCACCCGUGUCUUUGGCAGCCUGCAGACCACGCAGGGCGACGCCAAGGGCACCAAGCGCUUCAUCUGGUACGUGCUGUCCGCCAAGGACCGGGCGGGGUUCAAUGAGAGCGUCAGGCGCAUACACUCGUGGGACUUCAAGACUAUCAUCCCCUGUCACGGCGAUACUAUGGAGGGCAAUGGCAAGGAGCUGUUUGAGAAGAUCUUUGAAUGGCAUCUCAAGGGCAAGAAAUAG